UACUGAUAUUUUAGUAAAUUCGUCGUUUUCCAAAACAGAAGUAGUAAGUAUUCUGACCCCUGAAAGGUGGGUUGUUCCCAUCAGAUGGAAUAUUUUGGUUGCAAUCUAGGUUGGCACACACUUGGGAAUGUACCAGAAAACAGUGACCUUUCACCCAUUAAUUCCCUGUGUAACUUUCCAUUUCCUUGCUGUUGAAUGAAUAUAUAGGCACAUCAGUUGCCCUACAUCUAUAUCUGUCACUCUUCUUGUGCAGCUAAGCUAGCUAGCUAGCUUUAGCUUAAGCUCUCAGAUCCAUCUCGGCAAGCUCUCGAACUGAAUGUGAUGAAGAAGAUCAAUUUGCUGCUAAGGAAGUGCAAGAGUCUGUCCAGGCAUCUCGCAAGAACUUCGUCCUACAGUAGCCUGAGGUCCAGGUCUACAAGAGAUGAAGACAUGAACAAUGGUGAUGAUGAACAAUGUGAGACGAUUGUGGUGGGGAGUUCAAGGCGGCGGUACCACAUAAGUUCCAAGCACCUAAGCCAUCCAUUGAUGAACGCUCUGAUUCAGAAGUCGAAGCAGCAGAAGAAGACGAAGAAGAAGAAGGGUGGAGUAAGUGAUGAGGAAGAUGAUGAUGAUCAUCUGUCAGUGAAGUGUGAGGUUGUGCUGUUUGACCACCUCCUAUGGAUGCUUGAAAAUGCAUAUGAUGAAGAUGAUGAUGGCAGCCUCUUCAGCUCUGCUGAAUCUUUGGAGGAACUGGCUGAUCUCUAUGUGGUUUAACGUAGGAUGGAUUUAAAAUUUAAAAUCCCAAAUUCCCUCGCCUUAAUUGCUCCUCCUUUAGACCUAAGUGUAGAUUUCGCCCCUAUGCUAUAUAUUUUUUUUCUUUCAAUUUUGUCUCAUGUUUUUCUUCUGUGAAAAUGUCAAUAAUUUGGUAUAAUAAUUUCAUUUAAUUUAA
Messenger RNA from Ipomoea triloba (trilobed morning glory), 928 nucleotides. Its product is annotated as auxin-responsive protein SAUR76. The transcript has a single exon. The record is from RefSeq and is a predicted model, not a curated record. Gene Ontology annotation, biological process: response to auxin. Bases 322 to 753 code for a protein of 143 amino acids. NCBI's taxonomy places the organism in Eukaryota, Viridiplantae, Streptophyta, Magnoliopsida, Solanales, Convolvulaceae.